CUGCUCAGUGGCCCCGCCCCCCUCUCAGACAGGCAUGUAGACCUGCUGGAGGAGACUCGCAUUUCAUCACACCUCUCUGUUUAUAUCUAUAAAAACUGGGCAUAUUUACACAAAGUGAGACUUUAUCUUACAGCAACACAAACACAGGAACACCUCUAACACCUGUUCAUCCCACUGGACCCUCUUAAAGGUUUGAAGCGAUGUCGUCGGUGUGGCAGCAGGAGCCGUCGGGUUAUUCUCCCUGCGUAGAGAUCGACUCCAGCUCCGUGAGGUGCAAAGACCAUUUCAUCUCUCCGGUCUGGCUGAAGCAGGAACAAGACGACCUCCGCAUCAUCAAGUGGGAGAACUUUCAGACGGGAGCCUCAGCUGAUGCUGUUCAGGACAACACGCCCAGCAGCGCCAUGUCUGCUGCCUCUCAUGCAGAGAGCCUGCCCCCGCGGGUGCUGCUGACUAUCACCAAGCUGCAGUGCAUGCUGGAGAGCAAACAGGAGCGCAUCGCUGCUCUGGAGCGACAGGUGGAGGACCUGAUGCAGGACCGCAAGUUCCUCAGGAGCCAGAUUGAAAACCUCACAAGUAACCGCUCCAUGCCGACUUUUGCAUCUCCCAGUCCAGUAACUGAAGCUCCGAAACCCAGCAAAGUGCAGCACUCGGAGAACAAAUCUCGGAAGAGAGAAAGAGUUUCGUCUUGUUCCUCCGACAGCAGCGACAGCAGCUCUGAAGCAUCGGAAGCAUCAGAAGUUUCAGCGGCUUCAAGUGAACGCAGAAGGAAGAAACACCACAAGGACAAGAAACGAUCGAAGAAAGGGAAGGACUACAGCAGGAAGAGAGCCACCGGGGUCCAGUACGUCAUCCACCGCUACAAACAAGUCCUGUCAGCCUUCAUCAAGAAGAAGAGCAUGAGCGAAGCCUUCCGUCAUCUGGGAAUCGACCGGAACACCAUCGCCAACACGGCUUCCAUCGCCGAGCUCCAUCUGGCCGGCAAAGACAUGGUGCCCCUGCUGGGCUUGUUUCGCCAAGGAGAAGAGACUCUGGUCAGCUACGCCCACAGGUGCACCCUGGUCAUCGACAGCGACGCCGACCUGUCCCGGAGAAUAGACCAUAUGAAAGCUAGCGGCGAGCUGCUGCCCAUCUCAGGGAAAAGGCCCAGGAUUCUGCAUCCUCACCUGCAGCAGCUGGGCGGCGUUGCAGAGAGCAUUUUAAUAGGUUGAUGAUGAUUUCAUUGCAUGGAGGAGAGGAGAAACAUAAGGCCUUCAUACAAAUAUGUUUGUUUUUACACCAAUCUGAGCUGCUGGAUUUUAAUAUUUCAUGUGGCAUUUUUUUUAAAGUUGAUGUUUCAGGGGAACAAAAAUGUUAAUUAUUUUCAUUAUCCACAUAUUUAGAGUUUAUAUUGUGUGGAUAGCCAUACAAAAGAUGCAACUGCUGUCACUAAUUUAUCAUUAUUUAAGAGCAGAAGAGUGUGUAGUGUUAGAAACACCCACAAGAUGGCAGUGCUCACAUAUUAGAUCAUGUUUACAGAUCACUCCUCUUGUCAUUUCCUCCAAAAUGGUGGACAGUCAAUUUCCAUUUUCCAUCAUCUUGUUUGUGUUGGAGGUGUAUUUUUUUGUUGUGAAAAUAUUAUUUUAUGACAUUAUCCUGUGAUUGUAAUUUAACUGAGCGAUUUUAAAAAAGUGUGUUAAUGUUUCUGAACUCCCAACAAAUGAAAAUGUUUGUUCAUGGAGA
Molecule: messenger RNA, 1719 nt
Organism: Sebastes umbrosus (honeycomb rockfish)
Lineage: Eukaryota; Metazoa; Chordata; Actinopteri; Perciformes; Sebastidae
Product: coiled-coil domain-containing protein 106-like
Exons: 5
Coding region: 201-1208 (335 amino acids)
Cellular component (GO): nucleoplasm
Source: RefSeq, a predicted model, not a curated record